AAACAGACUUUAACUUCCUUAUGUUGGCUUUCCUGAGAUUUAUGUGCUUAAUAAGUCAUUGGAAUUGUUUUGUUGGUAACAGUAUAUUCUUUCCGGUCAAAGUCUCUGAGCCGUCAACAUGGGUAAACCCCGUGGAUUGAGAACUGCUAGGAAACAUGUGAACCAUCGUAGGGACCAAAGGUGGGCAGACAAAGAUUACAAAAAAGCACAUUUAGGAACAAGAUGGAAGGCUAAUCCUUUUGGAGGAGCUUCUCACGCUAAAGGAAUUGUUCUCGAAAAAGUAGGAGUAGAAGCUAAGCAACCAAACUCUGCCAUCCGUAAAUGCGUUAGGGUGCAACUAAUUAAAAAUGGUAAAAAAAUUACUGCCUUCGUACCAAGAGAUGGUUGUCUAAAUCACAUCGAAGAAAACGAUGAAGUUCUUGUAGCAGGUUUUGGACGUAAAGGUCAUGCUGUAGGUGACAUUCCUGGAGUUAGAUUUAAGGUUGUUAAAGUAGCCAACGUUUCCCUUCUAGCCUUAUAUAAAGAAAAGAAGGAAAGGCCGAGGUCAUAGGCUGGUUUAUUUAAUUACUUGACAAAUAAAGUGUACAAGUAUGAUUUUGUAUAGUGUUUUAUUUCAAUAAACUAAUUUUUAACAAAA
Messenger RNA from Diorhabda sublineata, 637 nucleotides. It is a transcript of the gene RpS23, whose product is annotated as 40S ribosomal protein S23. Gene Ontology annotation, molecular function: structural constituent of ribosome. The transcript is spliced from 4 exons. The coding region runs from base 119 to 550 and encodes 143 amino acids. Gene Ontology annotation, biological process: translation. Gene Ontology annotation, cellular component: cytosolic small ribosomal subunit; ribosome. The record is from RefSeq and is a predicted model, not a curated record. NCBI's taxonomy places the organism in Eukaryota, Metazoa, Arthropoda, Insecta, Coleoptera, Chrysomelidae.